Messenger RNA from Plectropomus leopardus (leopard coralgrouper), 734 nucleotides. NCBI's taxonomy places the organism in Eukaryota, Metazoa, Chordata, Actinopteri, Perciformes, Serranidae. The record is from RefSeq and is a predicted model, not a curated record.
GACAGCUGGGUAACCUGCUCUUACAGCUGCACGCUCUGUCCUGCAGCGAUUGUGUUGAGCGGCUGCGUUGUGCGGUGCGCUGUAAAGUCACGAGUGCCUCUAGUAUGUCUGUCUGAAGCGGCUCUGACAAGACCCCGAUGCAAAGAAACCCAAAAACUUAGCUUUAGCUAAAAGCCAUUCCUUUCUGCUGGACUUGGAGCCGUGACUGAUUCAGUGGGCGUAACUUUGACAGAAUGUGGGGCAUUUGCAGCAGAACCAUGGUGAAGGUGGGGAUGGUGAAACCCUGUGGCCUUGUGAAACCCUGUCACCUGGUGAAGCCUGUAUCAGCCACGCGGGUCACUGGCAGAUAUCUGACGCACCAGAGAGGCCUGCCAAAUCUGCCCGUCCCCCCUCUGCAGCAGACCUGCGAGCGCUACAUCAGUGCCCUGGAGCCCAUCGUGGAGGUGGAUGAGCUGAAGCACACGAAAGAGCUGGUGGAGGAGUUUCAGAAGGCGGGAGGGGUCGGAGAGAGACUUCAGAGAAGCCUGGAGAAGAGAGCAAAGAAGACAGAGAACUGGUUAUCAGAGUGGUGGGUGCAGGUUGCUUACCUCGAUUACCGGUUGCCUGUGGUGGUUCAUUCAAGUCCUGGGUUGGUCCUGCCCCGCAUGAACUUCAGUGACAAACAGGGACAAAUAAGGUUUGCUGCCAAACUGAUCACUGGUGUUUUGGACUUUAAGACAAUGAUUGACAAGUGA